ACAAUGUCAAGUUCGGAAACAGAAGAUGAAAAUAUUCAAAAACUUUUGGAAGCCGUAGAUACAGACUUCUUAUCAAAUAAGUACCUUUCCAAUUCCGGAAGUAAGCUUGCAACAGAUACCGACAAACGAAACAGUUCUGGCGAUUUGGAAACCUCUAAAUCCAACCGAUAUAUAACUCAAGAAUGUCCAUUCCAAAGCGAUAUAAUUGUCCAAGAAUCAAUGAAAAAGCAUUUCUGCAAGAAAAUGUCCUCAAUUAUAGAGCAACAAAUUUGUUACGAUGAUUCUAAUAUCCACGACACGUCAAAGCGGAAAUUGACACACGCCGGUGUUAAAUUAUUCAAAGAUAGUCAGAACUAUUUAAAACUUCCUCAAACUAGUGGUACUCAUACAAAACGAAAAAAGUUUAUACCUAUUGUAAAUGAUGUUGACUGCAAAGAAAAAGUGAACAUGUCUGUUGUUGAUGCUGACUAUAUCAUAAAGCAAUCAAAAAUCGGUAACCCAAGAAUCCGACGUAGCUCGCUUGUAUUUGAAUACAAAUGGGAGCAGUCAAGGUUUGUUCUACAAUAUCCUCAAAAUGAGUUUGCCCAACGCAGAAAGAAAAAUGAGUGGGAUGAAUCCAAAAUAUCUCGUUUUCGUCAGAGGAAAACGUAAAUGUAUAUCUUCUAUUGUAAUAAGAGAAAAGUUCUGAAACUACGAAGUUCUAAAACAAUGGUAUUUUUGUCUGUUUUUAAAAAGAUAGGAAGUGAGAAAUAUCCUUACCUAUCUUUACACGGAAAAGAUAUGGACUUAUUUGCUUCAAAAUAAUUUAUACUAACCAGUCGGUAAAGAGGUAAAGACCAAUCAUCUAGGACAAUCAACCAAAGUCCCCAAGGUGUGAAAUGAAAGCCAAGGGUUAGAAGCCAAUUCUGCUAGAAAAUAACCAAUUUAUUGGUUUUUUAGGUAAAUUGUUAUAAUUUGAAUAGUUUAAAACAUGACAUGAAUCACACAAUAACAGGAUAUUUUUGCAAGUGUCGUUAUGCUCAAGAAUGUCCAGUUUGAUAGGAUUUAACAGUUUUAUAUUCUUCAUGCUCAAUACAUAAUGGGUUAUUGUUUUGUAGCACUUGAAAACUAAUUUAGAAGUAGUUUAAAAAAAAGUUUGUUGGAAAACCAUUAACCUGACUUGUUUUUAAAAUGAACAUCAAAAUUAAUUCCAGAAAAAAAUAAUCGGAAUGUUAAAACACCUUAGAAGUUAUCAACACGAAAUUUACCUACCGAUAUUUUAAUCGGUUAGAGCAAAAAAUCUGAAAGGUAGUCCCUAACCAAUUAUUUGCUGAGAAAUUAUCGCUUUCAUAACAUUAGACUAUUAGGAGGAUGAAGCAAUAAGGUUUGCGGUAAAAAAAUGGACAAAAAUUGCCGAUUUUUAAUGGGUUUACCUUUAAUCGCACUGACGAAACUACUUAUGCAUCUUAGUUUUUUUUUUUCAUCACCAUACGAAAAAAAGUCCAUUUUUUUACCGCAAACGUUAGUGGUGGGAUCAGGACGGGGAAUACUUACUAACUUUUACUUUUUGGCAACAGAUCAUAGAGAUCCAAUCCAGAAUCUAGUUUACGCCUACAAAAAAACUCGGUCUUGGGCCACUCUUCUCCAAUCGAUUUCCUUAGUCUUUUCAGCUAUUUCGGAAUAAUUUUCAUAAGAUGAGUACUUGAAUGCAAUAAAACGAUCGCUGGUAGCUAAUUUUUUCUGUUACCAUGUUGAGUCCAGGGUUGGUUUAGCGUUUCUAUUGAUCUACGUUUAAUAGACUCUUUUGAAUCAUUUACCUAUGUUGUUAGUAAAAACUAUAAUUUUAUUCUGUUAAACUGCAAUGCUGAUGUUUGUUUCAAUUAAUACUAAUAUUUUCUGAAUCCUUUCCAAAGCUCUGUUUACAGUUAGUCAAUUACUGUGAAGUCAAUUUCGCAGCAUCCUUUAACGUUCCUUCGGUCCAUGUUUGUAUUUUGCUCGUGGAAUAACAUACGCACUCGAUAAGUUCCCUUGCCCAGUUCUAGGUAACGAUGUAAAUAGUUAAGCUUCAGUACUGCUGCAUCCAGGUUAUACAAUCCCUGCAAAGAAAAUCACCAAGAUAAUCAUCGAUCCACCAAGUAUUGAGAAGCCACUUACCUCGAAUCUUCCACAACGAUCACCAUUGGUCAUUGCACUGGAUAUCAUGAACCAAGGUCCGCUGUCGUCCGAGUGGAAGCGAUCGCAGUGCAUCGGUUCAACAUACUCCACGGGAUUAUCCAGACAGAUAGUAUCGAUUCCAAGCGGACACUUGUAACUCGUGAUAAUCAGUUCCCAAGCAACGUUGUCGUUUGGUUUUUUGACGUGAUACUGUGCAUGCAUGGUGUUGCAAACUCCGUCCUCAUCCCGAUCGUAUGUAACCUUUGUUAAUCCCACUUCCAUAUCGUCAUAUGGAAGGUUCUCGUCUUGACAAUUGUCGAACAUGGUCAAGUUGACACGCUACAGCCCAGCAUUUGACAAGUUAUUAGUAUCGAAAUCUAAUUAAGCACAGAUAAAUAUUACAAGCUUACCAGACCAUGGGCAACGUCCACAACAACGAGGAAUAUCAAAAAAUCUAUCAAUUGCUUAUACAUUUCGAUGAUCGCAAAAGUAAAGUCGAUCGUGGGAUCGAUUUUUGCUUUUAUAUCGAACUGAAUUUCUCCAAUUCAUAGUUUGCCUCAUAAUAAGGGCUUUCCAGAUUUAAUGAUAUGCAAUAUGCGGUAACGAUGCAUCCCUUCAUGCUCUGUGCCUCUCGAUCGGCAAUUAGUAGAAGACGCAUUCAUUGGGACGAUAAGACAAAAAGCUCAAUUGUUGUACGGGUAUGGCAGACACUAAUACCCUGUGAGCAGUCGAAAUUAAUAUUGCAACUUUUGCUUGUCCUACGGUUAAUUAUAUACGACGAAUGCUGAAAUGUUCAGUUUCUCAUUAAAACUUAUUAUUUGCAAAAAUAGAUUUACAUGAACGCUUCAAUCCAAUAAAUGUGUAUUCACUUUUUGGCUUCUAAAAUAAUGAUGUUGUAAUAGAAAUAUGAAAUAUGAAAUUUGACGUAAUGUAAAUGCUCAAGAAAUAGUGAAAUA
Messenger RNA from Wyeomyia smithii (pitcher-plant mosquito), 3089 nucleotides. RefSeq lists its product as uncharacterized. Lineage: Eukaryota; Metazoa; Arthropoda; Insecta; Diptera; Culicidae. The transcript has 2 exons. The coding region runs from base 4 to 651 and encodes 215 amino acids. The record is from RefSeq and is a predicted model, not a curated record.